This is a messenger RNA of Prinia subflava (tawny-flanked prinia), 11247 nucleotides long. RefSeq names its product B-Raf proto-oncogene, serine/threonine kinase (gene BRAF). Gene Ontology annotation, molecular function: ATP binding; protein kinase activity. Gene Ontology annotation, biological process: protein phosphorylation; Ras protein signal transduction. The coding region runs from base 236 to 2533 and encodes 765 amino acids. Lineage: Eukaryota; Metazoa; Chordata; Aves; Passeriformes; Cisticolidae. Gene Ontology annotation, cellular component: cytoplasm. The transcript is spliced from 19 exons. The record is from RefSeq and is a predicted model, not a curated record.
GUCGCGCCGUGACGUCACGGUGCUUCCCGAUGACGUCAGGCGGGCCCAUGCGCCGUGGCCGCGGCGGUUCUGUGUGACGUCACGAGGCCGGCCGUGACGCGCCGGCGGCGCUGGGAGCGGGCCGGGACCGCGCUCGCCGCCCGCCCCUCGCACUACGGGUCGCGGCUGGGGCCGCCCCGGCGGCGGGGACGCGGCCGCCCCCGGCCCCGCCCUCGCCCCGGCGCUCCGGCCCAAGAUGGCGGCGCUGAGCAGCGGCGGCAGCGCCGAGGGGGCCUCGCUCUUCAACGGGGACAUGGAGCCCGAGCCGCCCGCGCUCGGCGCCGGCUACGCGGGGGGCGGCAGCGGGGACCCGGCCGUCCCGGAGGAGGUGUGGAACAUCAAACAGAUGAUUAAAUUGACACAAGAACAUAUAGAAGCACUGCUAGACAAAUUUGGAGGAGAGCAUAACCCACCAUCAAUAUAUUUAGAGGCCUAUGAAGAGUACACCAGCAAGCUUGAUGCCCUACAGCAGAGAGAACAGCAGCUACUGGAAUCCAUGGGUAAUGGAACUGAUUUCUCUGUCUCCAGUUCAGCUUCAACAGACACAGUUGCAUCAUCCUCCUCCUCUAGUCUCUCUGCAGCACCUUCAUCCCUUUCAGUUUAUCAAAACCCUGCUGAUAUGUCACGGAAUAACCCUAAGUCUCCACAGAAGCCUAUUGUUAGAGUCUUCCUGCCCAACAAGCAAAGGACUGUGGUUCCAGCAAGAUGUGGAGUUACAGUCCGAGACAGCCUAAAAAAAGCGCUGAUGAUGAGAGGUCUUAUUCCAGAAUGUUGUGCUGUUUACAGAAUACAAGAUGGAGAGAAGAAGCCAAUUGGCUGGGACACAGACAUUUCCUGGCUCACGGGAGAGGAGUUGCAUGUGGAAGUUUUGGAGAACGUGCCACUCACGACACACAAUUUCGUACGAAAAACAUUCUUCACGUUAGCGUUCUGCGACUUCUGUCGGAAGCUGCUCUUCCAGGGGUUCCGCUGCCAGACCUGUGGCUACAAAUUCCACCAGCGCUGUAGUACAGAAGUGCCACUGAUGUGUGUUAAUUAUGACCAACUCGAUUUGCUGUUUGUCUCCAAGUUCUUUGAACAUCACCCCAUACCAGCGGAGGAGGCCUCCUUAGGAGAGACCACCCCAGCAUCUGGAUCAUACCCCUCAGUGCCCCCCUCAGAUUCUGUUGGACCACCAAUUCUCCCUAGUCCUUCUCCUUCAAAAUCCAUUCCAAUCCCACAGCCCCUCCGACCAGCAGAUGAAGACCAUCGGAAUCAAUUUGGGCAACGCGACCGAUCCUCUUCAGCUCCCAAUGUCCACAUCAAUACAAUUGAGCCAGUCAAUAUUGAUGACUUGAUUAGAGACCAGAGUUUACGAGGAGAGGGAGGCUCAGCUGCAGGCUUGUCUGCAACACCUCCCGCAUCUUUGCCCGGGUCUCUAACCAAUGUGAAAGCGUUACAGAAAUCACCAGGACCCCAACGGGAAAGGAAAUCAUCCUCAUCCUCAGAAGACAGAAAUAGAAUGAAAACUCUUGGUCGACGAGAUUCAAGCGACGAUUGGGAGAUACCAGAUGGACAGAUCACAGUUGGACAGAGGAUAGGAUCUGGAUCCUUUGGAACAGUCUACAAAGGAAAGUGGCAUGGUGAUGUGGCAGUGAAAAUGUUGAAUGUUACAGCACCCACACCUCAACAGUUACAGGCUUUCAAAAAUGAAGUAGGAGUGCUCAGGAAAACACGACAUGUGAAUAUCCUGCUUUUCAUGGGUUAUUCAACAAAACCCCAGUUGGCUAUUGUUACACAAUGGUGUGAAGGGUCCAGUUUGUAUCACCAUCUACACAUCAUUGAGACCAAAUUUGAAAUGAUCAAGCUAAUUGAUAUUGCACGACAGACUGCUCAAGGCAUGGAUUAUUUGCAUGCCAAGUCAAUCAUCCACAGAGACCUCAAGAGUAAUAAUAUUUUUCUUCAUGAAGACCUCACAGUAAAAAUAGGUGAUUUUGGUCUAGCUACAGUGAAAUCACGAUGGAGUGGGUCCCAGCAGUUUGAACAGUUGUCUGGUUCCAUUCUAUGGAUGGCACCAGAAGUUAUUAGGAUGCAAGAUAAAAACCCGUAUAGUUUUCAGUCGGAUGUGUAUGCGUUUGGGAUUGUUCUCUAUGAGUUGAUGACUGGACAGUUGCCAUACUCCAACAUCAACAACAGGGACCAGAUAAUUUUCAUGGUGGGACGAGGAUACCUAUCUCCAGACCUCAGCAAAGUACGGAGCAACUGUCCAAAAGCUAUGAAGAGACUAAUGGCAGAAUGCUUAAAAAAGAAAAGAGAUGAGAGACCCCUUUUUCCACAGAUUCUUGCCUCCAUUGAGCUUCUGGCCCGGUCAUUGCCAAAAAUUCACCGCAGUGCAUCUGAGCCCUCGUUGAACCGGGCUGGCUUCCAGACAGAGGAUUUUAGUCUCUAUGCUUGUGCUUCUCCAAAAACACCCAUCCAAGCAGGGGGAUACGGAGAAUUUGCAGCGUUCAAGUAGCCACAGCACCAUGGCAGCACCCACUCUGUUAUUUAAGUCUUGUGUUCCUACAGUUUCUUAACAUCAAAACUCCAUUCUGCUCCGCAAAACCUAAAGUAAUUUAGAAAAGAUAUCCAUAAGCUUAAAAGUGGAGCAGAAUGGAAACACCAUUCCAACACAAUGGGGAAAAGUACCUUUUUGGGAACCAGAGUCCUCUGCUGCCAGUGUUUCUCCUUGGACACAAACCAGCACGUGCAUUCGGAGACCUGCAGUGGCUGCCUGUGCCGUUGGCAUCAUUCCCAGGAGAGAGGAGAGGGCGCUCGUGGUGGGACUGUGGUGCUCGGGCGUGCGGGGAUGGAGCUGCUGCUGCUGCUGCAACUUAGGAGACUUGCUUUGGAUGGUGUGCAGGCCAGCUUUCUCCCUCUAACAGCGUAACCAUCAGAGGCUGAACUUCUGAUGAGUGCUAAUUUCAAAGAAUCGUUUUCCCUUCUGAUCCUUUUUUUUCCUGGUGUACUUACUGAUUUAUGGACAGCGCAGUAUCCCCUUUUCACUGUAUUACAGUGUCAAACACCUCAAUCUGUCUAUAUUACUGGGGUUUAUUCUUUUAAAAGUGUGGGGAAGUGGGAGCUGGAUAUGUUAUUUUGAAGGCAGAGAGAUUGAUCUGAAGGAAAAGGGGAUGCUGCUACACCUUUUUUUCAGAUUUACUUUACCACUUCUUGAAAAGAACAAACAACAACCAUCAUCCUUAACCUUUUUCCUUUUCCAGUAUUUUCUUGGUGUGUGCAUAUACAACAUCUCUUUGAAGGAUUAAGUCAAUCCUUCUUUUGUUGGUCCAGCAACAAACUGAAGUUUAAAAAAAUGUAGCGAGAUUGUCCUCUCUUUUAUUUUUUUUGUAUCAUAUGAUACAAUGUAUUUAUCAAAGAUGCUACUGCAGCAUCUAAAGUCUGUAGAAAUCCUGAUACAGACUGUGAACGGUGUAUGUACCUACUUUAAAAGUUUUAUUUUAAACGAGGGUGCAGGUUAAUGCCAGGUACCUUACCAAUAUGUAAUGUUUUCAUAAAUGAGGAAAAAAGUUCUCAGGUUGAAUUGAACACAAAUACAAUCUCCCCCUAGAAUUAGACAUUCCAAAAAUUAUGUUUUGGUACUUUCAAGAGCUUUUUUUAACGGAUUUUUAUCCUGUUAACUAAACGUCCUCUGAUAAGUGUGUGUGUAAAUGUGGAGCAUCUUGUCCUAAUGGCAAGUUGUUAGAUCAAAACAAAACGGUACUUGCUGGAUCCACGCUGACUCCUCCUCCUCUCAUUGCUUUCCUCCCUGUCAUCCCUUCCCUUCUGUUUGUCUUUCCCUUCUGUACACUUUGCAAACUAGGAUGAAGGUGGCGGUAUCUCCAUUAGAGUGCUUUGUUUUCCUGUCCUCCAGUCCUGGUUUUCAAAUGGUUAGUAGCUUUUUUGACAAGUUACCCAAUCAGGGAAAACAACAACUCAUAAAGUUCUGCACAUCAUUUAUUUACCUCUAGUAGAAUAUCUCGUGAUGUGAUCUGCUUGCAGAGUUCUCUGGUAUGUGGUAUUACCUGUAAAUUAUUUGUACAGAGGCAAGGCAGACCACAUUGGAAAGAAACUCAAGCUCAGACAGAAGUUUCCAGAAUUUGAUUCGUAUCAGCCCUGCACCACUCCAGGUGAGGCAGGAGAGCUGACCCUCCUCUAGCAGGGAGGUUCUUGUCAGGAGGAGGUGGGGAGUGUUUAACAAAACCACGACGAAUAAAUGAAGGAGUUAAAUGUGUGUGAAUGUGGUGUCCAUGCUAAACGUGGAUGUACCGAGUGAGGGUGCUGUCCUUCCCUCCCUAGGGAAAGUUGGACUGUUCCUGUCUGCAGAAGGUUGCUCCCAGAUGAAGGGAGAAAAGCACAUCAGAAGUAGAAGGCGCUGUUAAUACCCUGGAAUUUUGCAGUGUUGCUGGUAGUCUGUUACAUUUGUCAGUAAAUAUUUACUGGGGCUGUAGGGACCGGACUGAUCUGAAGUGGGAAUUAAAACUGAAAUACUGUGUAUUCAUAUUAAUUCCACAAACAUUAGCAAGAUAGCAAUAGUGAAUGACUUAAUAGUCACUACAAGAAUGAAGUGAUUCAUGUUGGUACAUGAACAGAAUUGAUUUUGUGUAUGGGACACGUUGUAAAAACGAAGGAAAAACAAAAGCACAAUUUUUUUUCUUGUCUGCUGUGGGUCUUCAGACGCUGUAAAGUUUUUCCCUUAGUGAGACUGGCAGGAAUUAAAGAAGUAGCAAUAGCCACUUUGCAGUGUGGAGAAGCUGAUGCAGAGCAGUGUGUGCAGAUGGUGCAGUCAGAGUGCUCCCUGGUGAUCAUCUGAGGCCAGUACUGAGAGUGGAGGGAGCCUGGAGCCCUGUGGCAGCAGGCAGGUGAGAGCCUUUACCAGAUACAGGCUCCCAGAGGGGGAAGGAGUCACUGCUUCUCCUUUCACCCUGUGCCUGGCUCCAGCCCCUUUAUGGACUGUGGCCCCCUUUGUACGUGUCAGGGAUACUGAGGUAAAGGUUCUCUCAAAAGAAGCUGUUAACAGAGCAAGUAUGGACAGGUGGUGGUUCAACACUCAUUUGUUUUACAGAGCUUGUUAAACACUCUCAUUUCCUUCCACAAAGUCAUGCUGGCAGAAUUUAGAAACUUCAUUCUAUCUUUGCUUAAAAUGAACUUAUUUUGGUGAAGAUUUGUUACCCAUUAGCCUACAAUAUGCUUCUUGAGCCCAUAGGAAAAGCACAAGGAAAAUUGCUAUCCUUGUCCAUGCAAAGCACUUUAUAAGUAACACAUGAUCUCUGGGGGGUUUUUUAUUGGGGUUUGUUUGUUUGUAGUUUUGUUUUCCUUUUUUGUUUCUGGUUUUAUUUUUUUUUUCCCUGAGGAAUGUGCAAGUUGUUUGGCUGCUGUUUAGAGAAGUCCUUUCAGGAUGCAUUUCUACUGGUUUUCUUGUUUGUUUGUUUCCCACCAGAUAGCUGUAGUAAUGUGUGUUUGUCUCUAAGAGUUCCCAGGUAAUGCUCAUGCAAAACUUUGGAAGAAAUGUGGUUUGUAAAUAAUUGGGUUUAUUUUUGGUUUUAUCUUUUCCUUCAGGAGUUUUUCUGGAUGUCUUGCAUGCCAUCAGAACCAGUCUUAAAGAUGUUUAGUGGAUGGGGAAACCAGAAUAGAUGAGAAAUGAGUGCCCUCUGUAGCAUGGGGUGAAGGAAGUAAAUGGCAAUGACCGAUACAUUCAUGCCAUUCACCCCAAAUUCCUUAAGCUGCUUCGUGGUGUCCCAGCCACAGCCACAUGCCAUAGUGUGGAGAUGUGAGUACAUACUUCAUGUGCACGUGUUGGGACAAACACCUAGAGAGUCAUACUGCUUCUUUCAGCUCUGUAGUAUCUUGUAGGUUAUGAUCAUUUGCAAAAGUGCUGGUAUCCAGUCCCAGCUAAUUAUGUCCUUAUUAACCAGGCACAGACCUUCCCCUCUACCUUUCCUUUUCCAUGCAGGUAACAGAGGCCUGUUACACCUUCCUGCUCAGUACAUGGUUGUUUCCCCUGGUACAUUUGCCAGAACUGCAACACUGUGGUGGAGCUGAAACCAAAUGGCAGGAGUAUAGAGGCCAGGUUACUUUGAAAGUAAUUUCUGUGUCAGUUAAGUCCUACCUAGCCCCAGAGGCAAUUAGCCCAGUCAUUUCUGUUUUUUUGAAACUCAUGCAGGUCAUGAAAUGAAUCCACUUCUUUUUAUGCUUACCCAAAAUCAUCUUUUCUUGUACUUGAAUGCUCUAGCAGCUGAUGAUGAUGCAAAAUGUUUGAGAAUACAUGCUGCCGUUUUACCAUGGCAUCUUAGCAUUACUUGGAUUGGUAUGUGCUCAUUGGAGGCAGAAUUUAGCCUUUGUGACCAAAAUGAGUGAAAUUCUGAUUGUUGAUCAAUACAUUUCUUUCCAUAAAUGCCCAAACUGGGGGAAAAGUACCCUGAAGAUCACAAAUAGUUUUUCUUCGGUGUUUGCCUGGUGGUGUAAAUGCAUCCAGCAUUUUACAGAAGGCUGAGGGAAGCCAGAUCCCCAGACAUGUCACAAACUAAUUGAAGCUUUGAUAUCUGGAGGGGCUAAAUUUAGAGAAGAAGCAUGUAGAGAUUUCACACUUUUGCAGCCUCUAGAUUUUAUUUCCUUCUUGACUGUCAGUGCAGUGUGUGUGUAGCACAAACUCUUCAUAGUACUGUAGACAAGGUGUCCUCUAUUGAUAAAAUGUAUCACCAGUAGCACAGUGGGACAGCAAAGCUUCUAGGUACAGACAAGUUAAAAAGCAGCUGCAGGAGUGGACUCUUAGGGCAUCACUCUGAAGGUGCUGAGUGUUCUGGUUUUCUGUAAUGCAUUUUGUGUAGAAGUUUAUGAAACAAACUUUGUUUACUGCAGCCUUCUUACUGUGCAUUUGCACUUGGUGUUUGUUUUGGCAUGCAUUUGGAAUAGCUUUCUUCACUGCUUCAUGGCUUCAUACCAGCUUCAUACCCACCAUGUGAAGUUUAGCCAGGGCAAGUACUGGAUUCUGCACUGGGUGGGUAACCCUGGUUGUGUGUACAGACUGGGGAUGAGAGGCUGGAGAGCACAGAGGGGCCUGGGGCCCUGGUUGAUGGCAAGUUGAACACGAGUCAGCAGUGCCCUGGCAGCCAGGAGGGACAUCCCUGUCCUGGGACACAUCAGGCACAGCAUCACAGCCAGGCAAGGGAGGGGAUUGUCCUGCUCUGCUCUGACCUGGGGCAGCCUCACCUCCAGUGCUGGGGGCAGUUCUGGGUGCCACAGUGUGAGAAAGGUUAUUGCUAUUAGACUAUUAGUGAUAAACUGUUAGAGAGUGUCCAGAGGAGGCCCAUGAGGAUGGUGAAGGGCAUUGAGGAGAAGCUGUGUGAGCAGCAGCUGAGGUCUCUUGGUGUGCUCAGCCUGGAGGAGACUGAGGGGAGACCUCGCUGCAGUUACAGCUUCCUCAUGAGGGGAAGAGGAGGGACAGGCACUGAUCUCUGCUCUCUGGUGACCAGGGACAGGACCAAGGGAAUGGCCUGAAGCUGCAUCAGGGCGUGUUUAGGUUGGAUAUCAGGGAAAGGUUCUUCAUCCAGGGGGUGGUCAGACACUGGAACAGGCUCCCCACGGCAGUGGUAGCAGCACCGAGCCUGACAGAGUUUAAGAAGUGUUUGGACAAUGCUCUCAGGCACAUGGGAUGAUUCUUGGGGUGUCCUGUGCAGAGCCAGGAGCUGGACUUUGAUGACCCUUGUGGGUCCCUUCCAACUCAGCAUAUUCUAUGAUGCUGUGAUUCUUACCUAAUAAACUAUCAGAGAAAUAGAGCCAGGUUGUUAAAACGAAAAAGUUUGCAUUUAAGUUUCAAGGAUGCUAACACAGAAGCUAUUAAAUCAGCACCAUGACAGCAGUAACUGUCUAGUAACUAUGAACUUGUGGAAGGAGGAAGCUUUAAAAGCUGCAGAAUACAGAGUACACCAAGAGUGAAUUCAGAUGAAAACUAAAUUCUCUCUUUAGUUUAGAAAAGAGAGCUACCAAGACUCUCUGUUCAAUGGUUUACAUAGGGAUCCCCCAAAACAGUUUUUGUAGUUUGCCAAAUGAUCAUGUGCCUUUGCAACCUUAAAAAGUACAACGGAAUGUAAACCAGGUGCUUUGUAACUAGAGCAGUGUCUUUGGUUUACAUCUGCUGCAGUAGUUUUGUAUAUAGCUAUCCCUGUAGGUAGGUAGUGUGGAGUUGGUCAACUCCUGUAAAGGAACAAGAGGGCAGAGAGCAUUCCCCAAAAUACCUAUUAGCAUUUCAAAGCUAAGAAUUGAAGGAUACUGAAUUUUCUUACAGUAAACCUGCUGCUUGAAAUCUGCUCUAUCAAGAGGUAAUGAGGUUCAUUUAACUUAAAAACAAGUAAGCCCUCCUCCCCUUCCAAAGACACAGAUCUUGUUAAGGAAAGCUCUGAAGAGGCCCCAAGUUACACUCUCACAGCAUCUUGGGAUGAGAUGGUAGAUGAAGAAUGAGAUGAGGAGAAACCGAUGGCUAGCACUCAUGUAAUCAAGGUUCACAUAGAUCAGACCCUACAAUUAGUUCCUUGUCCCAGAAAAGGCAGUAAAUUUUGUUUCUGGGAUGCCAGCAGGUUUCCUCACUUCUUCCCUGGGCCUCUUGCAGUUGCUGUUGAGUGUUCACAUCCUGUUAUUGCACAUGAACUGUGGGAGAUCGUAGGUGUCUUGUCAGCUGAGGGACAACCAGUAGGUGGGAAUUUGAUUUGUACAAAUUUCAGACUGGUUACGUAGACUUCUGGCAGUACCUACAUAUCAGUGUCAUAUUUAACCCACUUGUCCAUGAAGGACAAAAUAAUGGGUUUGGAUAUUAGUGCUUUUUCAGAUCUUUUCCCUUUCUUCCUUGGGGCAGGACUUUUGGCAUAGCUGUAACUUAGGAAAUUAAUGUCUAAAUGCACAAUUCAUAUGAAAUAUCAGACCAAUUUUAAUUUGGGUUUGUUCUUUUUAGAAAACAAGGUGUAAAAAUGUUUUACAUAUGUUCCAGGAAGUAUCUGGAAUCCUUCUACCUACCCCAAAUGCACUAAAAGUACACGUGAUGGUUUUGUCUUUUUCUUCUUCUUUUUUUUUUUUUUUUUUUUUUUUUUUUUUUUUUUUUUUUUUGAGGAUAUUUUUGUUGUUUUGUGGGGUUUUUUUGGGUUUUGUUUUGUUUAGGAACUUCUAAACUACCUACUAUUUGCUUCAUAGCAUCCAGCAGCAGUGUGUUCAGCUCACCCAGCCUCCUCAAGAGCCAACAGUGGCCUGUCUGGUCAUUUUGUCUCGUUUGUCAUGUUUGCAGCAACUGUACUUUAGAAUAAGCCUUGUGUGACACUUACUUUUGAGCAAGUAAACCACAAAAAUAACUGUUUUCUUUUUUUGUUGUUUAUUUGGGUUUGGAAAAUGGUCAGGUUUUGUUUUGAUAAAUGUCAUUCUGUGUUGCAUUUGUGUAUUCACCCUUGUUGAAGAGAAAAUCCAUCUGUGUGUUUGGGAGUUCAGUGGAACAUCAGGGGAAGAAAUGAAGCCCAUCAUCUGGUCAUGGAUGUUGGGUUUAGGGAAAAAUGGACCAAACUUGGGUGUUGAGUUAUUUGGGGAUGGUGGGGGGUUGUGAGGGCAUAAUUUAAAUUAACUCUGUCUAAAAUAAAGUGUAAGUGCAAUAAAUGUGCUUUUUUAUUCAAAGCUGUGAACCUUUAGAAAAAAAAAAACCACACAGGAAAAAAAGCAACCAAAAGAAAAAGCACAUCAUUCUUUCAUGAGCCUUGUGUCCUCCCUGCCUCCCCUUCCUCCUCCUCUCCACAUUUCUCAACUGACAGAAACCUGACUGUGGCCAACUUGCAUGUGUUGGCAACCCAAAUUAACAUUGUUGUUCUAAUCUCAUUGCUGGCGUUGGGGAAAGUCCUGUCCCGUGCUUCUUUUCCACUCUUGGGAUCAGUACUGCCCUGUACCUCCGGAGCAGGGUCUGCAGUACCAGGGGUGCACCAGCCAGCCCCUCUGCUCUGUGCUCAUCCUGACUCCAGGUGCAGAGCUGCUCCUGGCCCUCCGUUCUCCCGUGUAACCUCCUCCCCGCCUCACUCGGGGUGUCGUGGAGGCUCCCCGGGCUGGGCAGGGAAGUUAUUCUCGAGCAAUUGCAGAAGGACUCAGCCAUCAGCUGCCUCACGGAUCCCUUUGUCCCUGCCCCGCACACGUGGCCCCUGCUGCCUUCUGUGACCCUGCCUGUUUGGCAGCAGGGGUCGGUGUGUGUACCCGGUGUGCGUUACUGGCACUGGCUCUUCCUUGAGCACAGGCUGCUUUUCCUGCUUUGGGAAAGGGUCUCCUGGGCUUCCCAGGAAAGCACGAUGCAGUGAGCAGUGAGGGAAGGGGUGGCACUCACUGGUUGGACCCUCUGGGGGAGUAAGAGAGGACUGGCUUGUUUAAGUUUAUAGAUAUUCCAGAUCUGUAUCCUUUAAACUUUAUUAUUUUUAUAUAUAGUCAAGACAAUGGCAUUACCUCAUAAUACAGAGGCUUGUUUAUGAGAGGCAAAGUAUGUAGUAAGGAGAGGAAAGGGAAAUUUAUAUAUAGAUUUGGUUUCUUUUGUUUGUUUAUUCCUUAGUGCAAUGAAAUGUAUGUCCCACCACUUUAAACUCUCUGCUAACACAUUCCUUUCAGCUGUUUUCUGUAUUCUUUUUUCUUUUUUUAUUUUUUUGACCACCAGAGGUUUGCAAGGGGCUUAUGACUGCAAAGUAGAAGGUCCAGUCUGGUUACUUAAAAAAACCAAACCCAUUGUGUUAGUAGAUUUCCAUAGCUGCUUUUUAAAAUCUACAAUGGAGUAAUUGUUUUGAAAACUUGUAUUUAUUUUUUAAUUCAUAACAAAAUGUUUAUUUUUGGUUUCCUGUUAUGUAGGUCAUGGCAACUCCCCUUCGUUCCUUCUCAAGUUUCCCCUGUAAUUGCCAAUACAACUUACUUUUCUUGUUUGUUCCUUCUCCCUUUACUUUUGUUGUCCCUUCAUUUGUACUUUGGAGUUUUUCUCAUGUAAAUUUGUACAAUGGGAAAUAUUGUCCAGUUUGGUUAGAGAGCAUGGAGACUUAAAACAUAUUAAAAUUUGAUAGCUGAAUUCAGAUUGAAGAAAACUAUUUCAGUGUAAAGUUAUUUAAAGAACUCUGUAUUAUAUGAAAGGCAAGAAGUUCUAUGUACUUGAUGUGAAUAUGAGAAUACUGCUAUAAUAAAGAUUGACUGCAUGGAAAAGUC